Molecule: messenger RNA, 1277 nt
Organism: Hyalella azteca
Lineage: Eukaryota; Metazoa; Arthropoda; Malacostraca; Amphipoda; Hyalellidae
Product: Bardet-Biedl syndrome 1 protein
Exons: 6
Coding region: 1-1029 (342 amino acids)
Biological process (GO): non-motile cilium assembly; protein localization to cilium
Cellular component (GO): centrosome; axoneme; BBSome
Molecular function (GO): smoothened binding; patched binding
Source: RefSeq, a predicted model, not a curated record
AUGUCUCCUUCCCUCCGUUCUCCCUGCCCCUCCUGCCCUUCCUUCCCUCCUGCUCUCCUUCCCUCCUUCCACACUGCCCCUCCUUCUCUCCUGCCCUCCUUCCCUCCUGCCUCUAGUGUCCUACUGCUCUCCUGCCCCUCCUUCCCUUCUGCCCUCCUGUUCCUCCUGCCCCUCCUGCCCUCCUUCCCCCCUGCUCUCCUUCCCUCCGUCCUCCCUGCCCCUCCUGCCCUUCCUGCCCUCCUUCCCUCCUGCCUCACUGCCCCUCCUCCUCUCCUGCCCUCCUGGACCUCCUUCCCUCCUGCCCUCCUACUNGGUCUAGUGCUAAUUUUCAAAGACAAAUAUGUUGUGGACACCAUUCACAUGGAAGCCCCGGUGUCAGCCAUGCUUUUCGGGCGUUUUGGUCGAGAAGACAACACUUUUAUCUUGGUCAUGAAAGGGGGAGGCUUGCACAUCAAAAUCUUAAGGAGAAAAGCCCGCUUCGCCGCCGAUGAUUCUUCAGGUUUAGGCCCCGCCGCGGCCACGCGCCUUAAUGUGCCUAAGAAAACAAAACUUUUCGUCGAUCAAACCAUGAGAGAACGAGAAAAUUCCAUCCAAAUGCACCGCGUGUUCCAGCACGACCUGUACAAGCUGCGCCUGAACACAGCCCGACAGUAUGUGCGGGCGCUUGAGACAUCCAGCAACCCUGUCUCCAUUACACAGACCGAGCCUCUCAAGCUGUCAGCUCAGGUUCUUGGGUUGGGACCAACCUUCAAGAUCAAGGUGGAACUUCAGAACACUUCAGCGAGCUCCCCGUCACUGGGCUUGAUGGUCGUCUUCCAUGCAGACCAUCACGUGUACAACGUGCAGAACUCCGUCAUACAGGUGCCAAUGUUGGUGCCGGGAGUGGCGCACGUGGUCGAGACGUUAGUAAACAAUGUGUCGGAGCUUGGUGUUGCCGACACAGUCAAGGUGCUCGUAGUGAAGGAGAACUCUACACGACCAGUGCUAACUGCGCUCAUAAGCAUGCCUGUGGCCGACACGGUGUCUUGAAGUACUAAUAUUUUUGCUGCUUCUAUUUUUUAUCUGGAUCAAUGCUGCUGUGUUGCAAGCGAGAUGACAAGUCACAAAUAUAUGUUAACUUUUAAAUUCAAUGGAUACUCUACUUUCCUGAUCUACUGAAAAUCCCUGAAGCUCCGUUGACCUUGUGUAAAUUCUACUAUUGUAGUACACCUUGCAUUGUCUUGACUAAAUAUCGCGAGAUAAACAUCAAAGUAUAUUACUAAAUGAUUAAAAUUUUG